AUGUCAGAUCCGUUUGCUAAUUUACUUGAAUCUUUCAAAGAAAAUGGUAAGAAACCAGAUAUUGAAAAGAAGAAUCCUGUCCCAGUGAAAAGUAACGACGUGUCUUCAAUAUCAUUAAAUUCUACACUUCAGCCAAAGAAGCUCAAUGGUAUAAACACCAAGGUUUCCACUCUAUCCACCAAUUCAGUACCGACCUUUGCGAAUGUAUCUUCGUUAAAUAGUUUGCAAACGACCCCAAUACAUGAUGAUUUUGAAGAGUUAUUUGGGUCCAGCACAAGCAAUAACUUUUCUGUGUCUCCGGAACCUACAAAUAAUUUUAAAACUGUCACUGAUGUUCCCAACGUAACAUACGAGGCAAAGCAGGAUUCAGUUGUUGAUGAGGUCAAAGAUAUGGAAAUUGCCCAGUUAAUGUCAUUAGGUUUAUCAAUUGAAAAAGCUAAUAGCUACUAUUCGAAAGGCAUAAGUUAUGAUACGCUUCUUAAGAAACUGGAAAGAAGACGUUAUGGUUCCAGGAAAGGAAGAGACACACCAACCUUUGGUGGUAACACGAAUAAAGAUGACAAGGCUUACGCAAAAUUAUUUGAUUCCAGUGAAAAUACUAAUUUAUUUUCUAUGGCAAGUGGUCUUUUCAACAAGGGGAAAGAAUUCAUAGAUCAAAUGACUGCAUAUCCUGAGGAAACUGAUAGGUUAUCAAGAUAUAGGGACAUAAGUGAAAUUAGUUCAAUGAAGCCCCUUAGAAAGAGCCCUGGUAUUGUUGACGGCUUCGAUAUGGAUAGAAUAUCCCAGCAUCAAGACACAGAUAAAGGAAAAGCACCCACAAGAGAAGUUCAACAAGAAAGUCCGCCUCCUUCACAUGACCUACUAGACAAUUUUCAAAAUAAUCUCAAGCUCGACGAUAAUAAAGAAGAGCUUUCAAAAGAAAGCGUCUUAUUAGACAUAGAUAAUGAUGAUUCGACGUUGCUGAAAUCAAAAAGCUUGACAUCGGAUAGCUUAUUAUUUCAAGAUGAAAACGUUCUUGAAAACAGCAAUAUCCCAAAAAUUCCGAUUUCAUCUAUAGAGUUAUCGGGAUACAACGAAUAUAAUUCAAGAGGUUCUUCAUUUUUCAAAAAUGGGGACUAUAUAUCAGCAUUGGAAGAAUAUGAAAAAUCAUUAAACACACUACCGCAGUCACAUCCACUAAGGAUCAUUGCAUAUUCAAAUAUUACCGCAGCCGAACUCAAAAUUGGUGAAUAUUCGAAUCUAGUCAAAAAGGCAGAUAAGGCAUUGAAAUUGUUUCCCAAAGAAAAUCUAAAAUGGAAUCUCAUUAUUCAAGAUAGUGAGCCUCAUAAGAGCUAUAAAGAUAUAUGGAGUAAACUUGUUCUGAGGAAGGCAGAAGCUUUAGAGCACUUGGAAAAUUUCGAACUGGCAUAUAAGCAAUACCACUCAUUAAUAGAGAACAAUGUUUUCAGCGAUAAAAUCAUGGACGGUAAGAGAAGGUGUCAAAAGGUAUUAAAUCCAGAAAUCGCCAAAAAAACUCAACAAAAACCUAGCUCGAGUAAGCCAGCUGCAGUCCCUACGCCAUCCACUCAAAAAUAUGAAAGUGUUGAAAGAAUAAAGGAACAGAAUAGACAAGAAGAAGAGAAUGAAGCGGAAAAGUUGAAGUUAUAUGAUAUUGUGGAAGCAAAAAUAAAUGCUUGGAAAUCUAACAAACCGGAAGAUAUACGUCAUUUAUUAGCUAAUUUACCUACUAUUUUGACUUGGACAGAAUGGAAGCCAAUUAGCGUAAAUGAUUUAGUGAUGCCAAAGAAAGUAAAGGUUACAUAUCUGAAGGCCAUUGCCAAAACUCAUCCCGAUAAAAUUUCGAGUUCACUGAAUCUAGAGAGUAAGAUGAUAGCUGAAAAUGCAUUCAGUACAUUGAGUGUUGCGUGGGAUAAAUUCAAAGAGGAAAAUAACAUGAACUGA
Molecule: messenger RNA, 1941 nt
Organism: Kazachstania africana CBS 2517
Lineage: Eukaryota; Fungi; Ascomycota; Saccharomycetes; Saccharomycetales; Saccharomycetaceae
Gene: SWA2
Product: auxilin-like protein SWA2
Exons: 1
Coding region: 1-1941 (646 amino acids)
Biological process (GO): clathrin coat disassembly; clathrin-dependent endocytosis
Cellular component (GO): intracellular membrane-bounded organelle; vesicle; cytoplasm
Molecular function (GO): clathrin binding
Source: RefSeq, a predicted model, not a curated record